AUGGCCUCAAACGUAUUGCUCAUUGUGGCGUUUGUGUUGUUACUCGCAGUUUACAUGGAGUAUCCUCCGCCAGCUUUCUCUCAAGAAUUAACAUCAUGGUCUAAUAAAGGAAAGUUUAUGGUCCUCUUUGGGCAGAGAGUUUUCUACGUUGAUGUGGCCACAUUUGAAAAAAAAUUUCAAAAGAAAGAAGGAAUGUAUUCAAUAAAACAUCAAACCCGAGUUGUUGGAAGUCUUUUAAAAGAGUUGAAGAUCACAGAUGUGCACAUAUUAACUCAUGAUCUUGGUGUUUCAAUUGCUUCUGAACUUUUAUCUAAGUAG
Molecule: messenger RNA, 318 nt
Organism: Helobdella robusta
Lineage: Eukaryota; Metazoa; Annelida; Clitellata; Rhynchobdellida; Glossiphoniidae
Exons: 3
Coding region: 1-318 (105 amino acids)
Source: RefSeq, a predicted model, not a curated record